Molecule: messenger RNA, 1688 nt
Organism: Folsomia candida
Lineage: Eukaryota; Metazoa; Arthropoda; Collembola; Entomobryomorpha; Isotomidae
Exons: 4
Coding region: 365-1597 (410 amino acids)
Source: RefSeq, a predicted model, not a curated record
UUCGCGACGAGAAGAGAAAGUCAGCCAGCCAUAAAAGCGAAUUGUGCUCUACAAAAGAACUUUCCCUGCUUGCCAACUUCCUCCAUUCUCGUCUCCCAUGUAAUGAUAGGCUUUGAAUUCAACACUCGGAGAAGAUCGAUAUAAUACCGUCACAUAAGCUGUCUUAUCUCAUUUAUUUCGUACUCGUCCUCCCAACCCACUUUCUCGAAGAUCUUCCUUUGUGAAUCUUUCAACUCGUCACUUCGUUUCAAGUUACUUGACAAUCAACAUGUCCUGAUUCUCCAGCCCAUCAAAGCAACCAAGCAGAAGCACCUUUUGUGAAGCCCAGGUAAAUAUCCUAAAACCUAAAUACACGAGUUGAAUAAUGGAAGACGUUCUGAAUAAUGAACUGUACAUCAAAAAAAUCCUGUCGUUCUCUUCACUUAACGAGCUAAAGAUUUGCUCCUUGCUAAAUUCCAAGUGGAAUAAGGAGGCCGUUGAGAGACUUCAUGAAAUAUCCACUACUCAUCUGAAUCUUGAUUAUUCCAAUAAUCACGCCAGACUUCGGGCAUACUUACGAAUGGUGGAAUGUGCCGGUGGUCGAAUUGUAACUCAACAUCCCAAUCUGUCAGCUCGACUAAAGUUUGAACCCAGGUCGAGAGAGGAACAGGACGACACGAUUUUAUUCCUGGUCGACGCAUUUCUGAAAUUCGGGCAAAAUGUGAGAACCCUUUUGAUCAGUGUGGAUUUUAAUAAAGGCUUACCAACUCGAGCACAAUAUAUGGAAUUGUUCUCCACCCUGCAAAACAUAGAACGACUUCGGGUUUCUUUACAAAAUGAGACGUGUCUCCAGAUUUCAUCAUAUUAUCCGUUCUACUGGAAUCUGCCCUCCUUGAAAGAGUUCUGGUUUGAGUUUUCUGGCCAAAUUGAGGGAAGCGAAGUGUUAUCCCGUGUUAUUGUAAAUCCAUUAAUCUCAUCUGCCAAACAACUGACAACCCUAAUUUGUGAGAGGUACGAUGUCAUGAGACCAAUUCUGCGCGAAGUCAAGAAGCUCGGUAGGCUGGGGCAAAUUGAAGAGAUUGUGACGGGGUCACCUCCACCAGGCGUUGAACUAACGGAUUCUAUCCUUCUUAAUGUUCCUCACUUGAGCCAUAUCGAGCUAAUUAUCAGGACGAGUAAAGAUGUUUCUUCGACCAACGUGAUUUUGACCGAAUACGCAGAUAGGCUGACAAGCUUGUGCUUAACAUUGGAAGGAAGUUCUAAUGACGAAAAUGUCCUGAUUUUUCCAAGCAUGCAGAAACUCAGGAUUUUAGGAAUUAAGCUGCGUACACCAACACUGCUCCAAUUACCUUUGACAAUAAAAGCAUGGACCGGAAGCUUACCCAAACUCCAGAUUUUUAAGCUUUAUGCAAACAAUCGACAAAUAUGUCAUGAUUUUUGCUCCAAGAUAUUUUCUUCUUUGGGAGCCGAAACAGAAUAUCAACUUUGUCAGGUGGCAAAGGUCAUAUUUUCAUUGGAAGAUGCGAACGAAGAAAAUGAAAUUGAUACCGAGUUUAUUAAUCAAAUGCAGAAUUAUUUUCCAAAUGCUCAAAUCAUUACUGGUUCCAAAAACCCAUAAUACAAAAGGCGUUAGGACAUGGUUUUGACGAAUUCGCGGUUGAAUAUCUCUGGCGGGGAGUUGAAUUUUGAACUGAUUUUUGGUCAGUUGC